Nicotiana tabacum (common tobacco) is the source of this 1281-nucleotide messenger RNA. RefSeq lists its product as uncharacterized. The record is from RefSeq and is a predicted model, not a curated record. Lineage: Eukaryota; Viridiplantae; Streptophyta; Magnoliopsida; Solanales; Solanaceae.
UAUUUUCGUCUACCAAAUUGAUCCAUCUUUCCUUAUUUUUCUUCGGAACACUUCAGAAAUUGGGACGGCGAGGAAGAGAGGAAAAAACUUUAAACUUUGUCCAGUGUGCGAUAUAGAAAUCGCAAAUUAGGAGUAGCGCAACAAUCAUCUGACUCCACUGUCUAUCAUGCUUUCAAUAGCUAGACGAGUUCAAAGAUCCCAUCCUUGCCUCCAAUUCAUUGGGCUUCAACUCCGUUCUGCUCAUGCCGACGGCGCUUCAUCCUCACCGCGGCGGCGGCGCUCCAAGUUUUCGCCGUCAGCAAUGUUGAAGAAAGUCGACGAGAAGUCGGAAUGGUGGGUGGUCGACGGCGAGAUGCACGAAAUUGGUGAAAAUGUACCACCCAGAGAGCGAUUCGUAAUACCAAGAGAGAAUAUCCCCAAUAAGCGUCGUAAGCAACUUCGCGACCAGUUCAUGCGCCGCACUCGCCUCGUUCUCAAAGAAUCUGAGCAUGAACCAUGGUGCAAAAGAUAUAUGGAAUUGUAUAACGAGAUGAGAGAGAACUGGGAGAGGCUAUAUUGGGAUGAGGGUUAUUCCAAAAAGCUUGCUCAAGAUCAUGCAAACUAUGAUUCUGCUGAGGAUGAUGAUGAAGAUUUCUCUCCAUACAGGAGAAGUAAACCUAAUGCUGCCCACAUGAAGGAACAAGGAGGUACGGGGAGAAAUAGGCAAGAUGAUAACUGGGAAAAGGUUAGCCUAGUCCGUGAUAAAUUUGAGUAUGACAGAGAGAGAAGAAUGAGAGAAAAAGCAUUUGCACCUAUGAGUGAAGCAAACAACAAUGGCAUGGACUAUUCAACUCCCAAGUACCAGGCCUUUGACACUCGGAGAUACAUCUCUGACAGCGAGAGUGACAUUGACUGACUGAAAGACUCACAUUUCAGAAACUAGCAUCAAUGGUCUCUUUUGUUUGCGAACAAUUUUCACAUGGCACAGAUGAUAACGUGGGAACAGGCAAGGGCAAUGUCGAAAAUGUACGAUAGAUUUCUUGGAGUCACCUGCAUGAGCUCAAUUCAGAUAUCCAGGAAGAAAUGUGCUUAGUGCGCUUUGCAAAUUUCGGAAGCAGACUUCUCCACUCUGUAACUUCUCUACUGCGCUACACUAUCUAUGGAAAGCUGAGAUUUCUUCAAGCAUGUUUUGUUAAGAAUGGUAGAUUGGGACUGUAAAUACACGGUAACUCCAACUGAGUGAUAAUGGUUAUGCUGCUGACACAAUCUCUUUUUGUGUUUAGCAAAACCUCUUUGAACUUA